Messenger RNA from Cyprinodon variegatus (sheepshead minnow), 635 nucleotides. RefSeq names its product CDK5 and ABL1 enzyme substrate 2-like. The transcript has 2 exons. The record is from RefSeq and is a predicted model, not a curated record. NCBI's taxonomy places the organism in Eukaryota, Metazoa, Chordata, Actinopteri, Cyprinodontiformes, Cyprinodontidae. Gene Ontology annotation, biological process: regulation of cell cycle. The annotation marks the transcript as partial.
AGGAUUAAGCGGCUGCUUUGUUUUCCAUCUCUGCAGACGACCGUUAUAGAGUACGUGAAACCAUCCGACCUGAAGAAGGACAUGAACGAGACGUUCAAGGAGAAGUUUCCUCACAUUAAGCUGACACUGAGCAAGAUCAGAAGCCUGAAGAGGGAGAUGAGGGCCGUGAGUGAAGAUUGCGGCCUGCAGCCGGUCACCAUAGCAAUGGCCUUUGUUUACUUUGAGAAACUAGUGCUGCAAGGCCGCCUCAACAAGCAGAACAGGAAGCUUGUGGCAGCUGCAUGCGUGCUGCUGGCUGCAAAGAUCAGCAGUGAUCUACGGAAACCAGAAGUCAAGCAGCUCAUUGACGUGAGUAAACAGCCAGUAUUAAACACAGCAGAGGCUUUAAUAACAGCUCGGCCUGUCAGAAUGGAAAGACCUUGAAAGCUUCACCUCAGGGACAUCUACCAAAAAGCUUUCUAUGUGGAUGUGCUCCUUUUGAAGCAGGGAAUGAGUUCCCACCAGUUAACGCUUGUAUAGUUUAUCAAUAAAGAAUCAAAUUUAAGAUCCAAGUCUGAAGGAGAGAAUAUCUUUAGAGCUGCAUGUGGAUAUUUAAUGGAGACUUGUCUUUUUUAUUCAUACGGCCAAACAAUAAA